CAGACAACCCGAUGGCCAACUUGACGGUUUCCAUCGAUGCCUUAGCUCCCGAGAGACAAAAGGUCUCCCGUUCGUCACUUGCCUGCUUGUCCUGUCGCUCCCGCCAUGUGAAAUGUGACAACAAACGACCGGAAUGUGGUCGCUGCACCCGCGCUGGAAAGCAAUGCUACUACACCGAGUCCCGCCGAGGGGGCCUCGACCGGGCAGCUCUUACGGAAAAACGCAGACGCCUCGCGGCUGCAUCCUCGACGGAUAAUGGCGAUUCUUCCUCGACAGACAACUCAAAAGUCUCGACUGUCCCUCAGCCUGCCGGCAACCUGGCCUCUCUGAAUGGCGUCGGUGUUGCUGACGCGACGACGCCCUCGGGUUUGGCGGCUUCCGUAAUCCCGAACACGGGAAUUCACAACAUUCAUGACGACACUCUGAUUGACGCAUACUAUGAGAACUUCCACAAAUUUCACCCCGUGGCGUUGCCUCGGAGCCAUCUGGCCAGGUUCUACCAAGACCACAGGAAGCCACUGAAUCUCGAGCCGCUGAUUGCGGUGAUGCGAUGUAUUGGCCAUCUGUAUCGCUUCAAACAAUGGUCCGAUCCGCUAAGGAGCUUGGUCGAGACUUCUUUCUCGGAAGCGUCGCCAAAAGAUCCAAUUAUGGUCCAGUGUCGACUUCUUUACUCCAGUGCGCUCUUCUGGUAUGAGUAUAAGACCGAGUCGAAGCAGGAAAUGGACCACGCCGUGGCCAUUGCUGUUGAAAUUGGGAUGUUUCGUCGCGAAUUCGCUACCGAGCACGGACACGGAGAUCCGGUCUUGAUUGAAUCGUGGAGGCGGACCUGGUGGUCACUCUACGUCGUGGACGGCUACUAUGCCGGCACGCUGGGGACGAUGGAUUUCACGGUGAUUAAUAUCGAUGCCACUGUGGAUCUACCCUGUCAGGAAUCAGAGUACGAAUCAGGCAAAAUCCCACAACCAAGGACACUCGAAGAAUUCGACUCCCGCGAGUUCGACUUCAGCGAAACACCCUUUUCAUCAUUCGCGUACCUCAUCGGGGCAGUCAGAUGCGCAGCAGCAGCAAUAUCCGCGGUCCCUCGAUGCGGAAAGACCGCUUCCCUAGACAUCAUCCAAGCCGCAGACGCCAUCGUCGACGGCUGGCUGCUUCUCCUACCACAGGAACAUAAACAAGUCCUGACGAAAACAGGAGAGAUAGACGAGCUCAUAUUCCAAGCUCAUCUAGUAAUACACGUAUCCAUUAUCGGCAUGCACCGACCAUUAUCCGACCUCCGUUUCAGCCCCGUCGAGCACGUCUCCAGCUGCGCGAGAGACCACCUCCCCGAGACAGUAACACCCGAGCUCGUCAACGUGCACACCGCGCGCGUCCUCCGAUCCGUAGAAGCCCAGAUCCGGCUCCUCGCCCUCCCAAUCCGACCCUUCCACCACACCCCGUUUCUCACGUGCAUGAUCAGCGAAGGGACCCUGGCGCUCCUAUCGGCGUGCAACUUCCUCCUCAAAGGAAAGGACCUGGCGAUCGCUAGAGACCAGCUCCGUAUGAUCAUCGGAUGUCUCAAGGCGCUGGCGGAGCUAUGGCCCCGGACUCAGCGCAACGUGCACGAGAUCCAGCUCAUUGCGCGGUAUGUACUGGGGCUGGAGCAGAAGAGAGCGGAUCCCGUCGAGUCUGUGUCUGGAGGGGUCAGUGGGUCGGAGGAAAGUGCACAGGGAGUUGAGUUGGAGGUAGCGGUGACCAGUGACGAUGCGUUGCCGUCUGUAGAUGCUCUGGAGGGGAUUGAUCUGUGGCAGAGUCUUGGUGAUCUGGACGCGGGACUUUCGUGGUGGGGAGAUGCAGAGUAGGAGGAUGGAUUUAUCGAGAAUGGCCAGAAGGGUUCUCUCUGAGGGGGAUUUACCUUUUGGCGGAGUAAAAAGCCGGGUAUAAUUGAUUUCGGUCAUGGUAUUAUGAUUUUAUGAAUUCUUACCGAUCCAUAUACUGGAUGCGAGUGAAUGGUUCUUGACCCCGGUCAGGCGUUCCUAACAGGUUUGUAUAUGCACUUCAUGUGGAGGGACUUGAAAGACCGAUAUUCCUUACAUGAGAUGCUCGAUACAUAGAAAAGGCCCGCAGCGAUGGCUUGGCAUCUUGCAUCUCGC
This is a messenger RNA of Aspergillus steynii IBT 23096, 2129 nucleotides long. Its product is annotated as putative C6 transcription factor. The record is from RefSeq and is a predicted model, not a curated record. The transcript has 3 exons. The coding region runs from base 12 to 1838 and encodes 608 amino acids. Gene Ontology annotation, biological process: DNA-templated transcription; regulation of DNA-templated transcription. Gene Ontology annotation, molecular function: DNA binding; zinc ion binding; DNA-binding transcription factor activity, RNA polymerase II-specific. Lineage: Eukaryota; Fungi; Ascomycota; Eurotiomycetes; Eurotiales; Aspergillaceae.